Suillus plorans is the source of this 396-nucleotide messenger RNA. RefSeq lists its product as uncharacterized. Lineage: Eukaryota; Fungi; Basidiomycota; Agaricomycetes; Boletales; Suillaceae. The transcript has a single exon. The annotation marks the transcript as partial. The record is from RefSeq and is a predicted model, not a curated record.
CAACGAACAGCACACGUCAUCAUCACCCUCAGAACCAAAGAAAGCGCCAACCAAAUCCUCCAUUUCGGUAUCUCAAUCGAAGGCAAGAAGGUCUAUGGCCGAAAACUCCUCCCAGAGCCAACGCGCUGCCUCAAAUGCCAAUCUUACGACGUAUCCCACGUCGCAGCAGAAUGCACCCAGGAACACGACACAUGUGGAACAUGUGGGGCAAAACAUCGCACGGCAACAUGCAAAGUAGAUGAUCCUAACUACUAUCAAUGCGCUAACUGUGAUUGUCAGGGCCAUGCCUCAUGGAGUCGAGAAUGUCCCACCUUCAUCAACAAAUGGGAAAACUUCAAGAGCCGCUCCGAAGACGCCAAAUACCGAUACUUCCCAACUGAUGACCCACUCACCUGG